AUGUCCUCAACCUCAACCACCCUGCGCGUGGGAAUCCUCACCGCAGACGAAGGCGCCAAAGCCAUCCAAGCCAUUUACCUCCCAGCCCUCCGUGCGCUUCCCACCUCGUUCCAGGUCCAAGCCAUCCACGAUGGCUCCAAGCAGCCCCUGUCGUACGAGACCGACAUCAACGGCAACAUCUGCAACGACCAUGACCACCAUCAGCAGCACGGCACCAGCACCAGCACCGCCAUCCCAGUAGCCCCCACCCCCGAUGACAUCCUCACCAACCCAACCAUCGACCUAGUUCUCAACUUCAUGCCAAACGAGUACCACGAGACCUACACCAUCGCGGCCCUCCACUCCGGCAAACACGUCAUGGUCGAAACCCCGCUAAGCCUAAGCAUCCCCAGCGCCAAACGCAUCAUCGAAGCCGAGAAACACGCCCCCAACGGCGCCAAAGUCUUCGUCGCCUGCGCUCGUCGCUACGCCCCCAGCAUCGCCUCCGUCUUCCGACAAGAAGUCGCCAGUCUCGACCGCAUCUACUACGCGCGAUGCCGCAACAUCGCAGGCCCCAGUUCCGCACACACGGCCACCGCCCCGCGCAAGCAAGUCUGGAACGAGGUGAACGGACACAGCCAACCCUUCCCCAUUUCACCCCCUUCUUCCCCCUCUGACUCCAUGACCGGGAAAACCCGCCCCCAGCUCCUCCAGGGCCUCCUCGGAGAAGCCUUCCUCGGCCAAGACCUCAGCAAAGAGCGCGUCGCCCUGUGCGAGUUCCUCGCGUCCCUGGGAUGUCAUGACCUAGGCCUCGUGCGCGAUACCCUCGGCUAUCCGGACGCCGUGUCCAGCAUCUCCGUCAACGAACCCUAUUACUCUGCCGUCUUCCACUAUUACAGUGGCGGAAAGAGCGAACACGCGUUCACGCUGAUGUACGAGACCGGGACCGAUGCCGUGCCUCGAUGCGAUGCGCAUCUAACCAUCUACGGCGAUACGAAGACCGUGAGCGUGCAGUACGGCCUGCCGUAUGGUCGACGGCAUGGGGUGAAGGUGGUUGUCGAGACUGUCGAUGAGAAUGGGGAUAUGAAAAGAUCGGAGACGGUGAGUGCGUGGGAGGAGAGCUAUCGCGAGGAGUUGAAGGCGCUGCAUGCGUAUUUGACGGAGGAUAGGGCUGUGAAGACAACGGCGAAGGAUGCGAUUCAGGAUCUGAGACUGUUUCAGACCAUCUUCGAGCAGUAUGAUCGCCAGUGUGGGACUAUUCGGACUCCGUUGGGUUGA
This is a messenger RNA of Aspergillus luchuensis, 1257 nucleotides long. Its product is annotated as Gfo/Idh/MocA family oxidoreductase. The transcript has a single exon. The record is from RefSeq and is a predicted model, not a curated record. Gene Ontology annotation, biological process: NADPH regeneration. Bases 1 to 1257 code for a protein of 418 amino acids. Gene Ontology annotation, cellular component: cytoplasm. NCBI's taxonomy places the organism in Eukaryota, Fungi, Ascomycota, Eurotiomycetes, Eurotiales, Aspergillaceae. Gene Ontology annotation, molecular function: oxidoreductase activity; nucleotide binding.